Molecule: messenger RNA, 617 nt
Organism: Cuscuta epithymum
Lineage: Eukaryota; Viridiplantae; Streptophyta; Magnoliopsida; Solanales; Convolvulaceae
Source: the annotation of a GenBank genome assembly
GGAGAGAUGGACUGUCAGGUGAAGAAACCUUAAAGCUGGGGAGUUACAACGCAUUGUUGAAGAGUUCGCUGCCGGAAGAGCUGAAGUUUUACAAGGCUGAUGAGGAGAGCUUUGAGUCGUCUCACGAUGCCUUCCGGUCGGCUUUUCCCCGUGGAUUUGCGUGGGAGGUCAUCAAAGUAUAUUCAGGUCCACCUGUGAUUGCUUUCAAGUUUAGGCAUUGGGGUUAUUUUGAAGGACCCUUCAAAGGCCAUUCUCCUACAGGAGAGUUAGUUGAGUUCUAUGGGAUGGGAAUCAUGAAGGUGGAUGACUCUUUGAGGGCGGAGGAAGUGGAGAUAUACUAUGACCCAGCAGAGCUUUUUGGUGGGCUUCUCAAAGGCACAAAGAUCUCUGAUUCCAGCGUUAAGCAAUGCCCAUUUCACAAAUAAUUAAUUAAAGGGCUCUCAUAGUGCAUGUUUUCAAUUAGUAUUAUCUUUGAAUUAAUUGUGUCACAUUAAAUAAGAAACUAUAUACAGACAUAAUCGAGAUAUACUGUGUACAUGAAAGUUUGACAUUUACAAAUAAUAUUAUUGCGUGUCACAUUUCAUUGCGUGAUUAAAAAGAUACUCCCUAGGAUAAUG